GUCAACAUUAUGGUGUUCAUGCUUUGGACUCUGAGGGACGCUGUUGAUCAGUGAAAUUAUUUAUAAGGUGGUGUCAGUUUAGUUCCCUCCCUUUUAACAGCACAUUACCAGAAGAGAGAUUCUGUCCUUCAUACGAUCUGGUGCAGGAGUGAGAUACGCUUAUAUGGACCGAUACUUGUAACCGAAAGGGAAAAUCACAACAUUUUCUUUUUUGUAAGGAUAUACAGAGCAAGGACUUAUAUCUAUACUUUGUUUAUUUGAUGACAAUGGCAUUGGAAGGAUUUAUUCGAUCUAGAAACGUAAAAUGGCUUUUGUAUUAUGGACUGCGAUGGAAAGUGCUAUUUUUCAUCAUUUAUUUCAGUCGAGUGAGUGGACAAAUCCGGUAUUCCAUUCCAGAGGAGAUGAAGAAAGGCUCUAUUAUCGGUAACGUAGCUCAAGACCUGGGGUUGGAUUUGAAACGCCUCCGAGCAGGCCGGGCCCGUAUCGUCACCGGGGAAAGCGUUCAGUACACAGAGCUGAAGACAGACAAAGGGAUUCUAGUCGUGAGUGAGAGAAUAGACCGAGAGCAGCUUUGUGGUGACGUAACACCAUGUAGCUUCAGCUUCGAAAUUAUUCUAGAAAAUCCGAUGGAGUUACAUCGAGUGACGGUGGAAAUUAUAGAUGUGAAUGAUCAUCCUCCUAUUUUUCCAAAGAAUGAUAUAAAAUUUGAAAUAAGUGAGUCUGCAACCUUGGGAUCUCGUUUUACCUUAGAGAGUGCAGAUGAUCCAGAUGUAGGAUUGAAUGCAUUACAGAAUUAUGUUUUAACUCCCAAUUAUAAUUUUGUUCUGAAAUUGUAUGUCAAUCCGGACGGCAGUAAAUACGCAGAGAUGGUGCUCCAGAAACCGUUAGACCGAGAGGAGCAUCCUCGUCUCUCUUUAAAGCUAAUCGCUAUAGAUGGCGGAAAUCCGCAGAGAUCUGGAACUGUAAAUAUAGAGAUCACUGUCUUAGAUGUUAAUGACAACGCGCCUGUGUUUAACCAGUCAGUGUACAGUGCUACUGUGAUGGAAAACGCACCGAAAGGCACCUAUAUUACCACGGUUAAUGCCAGCGAUGCUGACAGUGGAUCUAAUGGUCUUGUUACUUAUUUUUUUUCGAAUCUAAAAAGAAAUGUAGCUGAUAUAUUCAAAAUAGACGAAACCACAGGUAUAAUAUGUCUUGCUGGAGGAAUAGAUUAUGAGAAAGAUAAGAAGUACGAAGUUAGAGUAGAGGCUAAAGACCAGGGAGGUUUAACAGACACCAGUAAAGUUGUAAUUGAAGUUACUGAUGUUAAUGACAACGCUCCACUUAUGAACGUAAUGUCUUUCUCCAGCCCUCUUUCCGAAAAUUCUCCCCCUGGUACCACUGUAGCUAUAAUAAAUAUUAAAGAUGCAGAUUCGGAGAGGAACGGACAGAUCACAUGCUCAGUAAAUAUUAACCUCCCGUUUAAGAUCAAAUCAUCGUUAAGUAGUUAUUAUACUUUGAUUUCAGAUGUAGCUUUUGACAGGGAAACAACACCAGAAUACAACAUAACCAUAACAGCAACAGAUUCUGGUUCGCCUCCUCUCUCUAGCUCCAGGACAUUACAUCUUAGAAUAUCUGAUGUAAAUGACAAUGCCCCAUUAUUUAAUCAGAGCUCAUACUCUGCCUACGUCAUAGAGAAUAACUCUCCUGGAAUGUCCAUAUUUACUGUCAGUGCGCGGGACUCUGACUGGAAUCAAAACGCUAAAAUCUCGUACCACUUGGAGGACACUCAGAUCAGUGGAACUUCAGUCCCUACGUACAUAUCCAUUAACUCUGAAACCGGAGUUUUACAUGCGUUGCGCUCCUUUGAUUUUGAACAAAUCAAGCAGCUAAAUCUUGUGGUUAAGGCAUAAGACGGAGGCUCUCCUCCACUCAGUAGCAAUGUGAGUGUCAGCAUCUUCAUUCAAGAUCAGAACGACAAUGCGCCUCAGGUUUUGUAUCCAGUCCAGACUAGCAGCUCUUUGGUGGCUGAAAUUGUGCCUCGUUCAGCUGAUGUGGGCUAUCUUGUCACUAAAGUGGUGUCUGUUGAUGUGGACUCUGGACAGAAUGCCUGGCUCUCGUACAAAAUGCAGAAAACGACAGACAGGGCGUUGUUUGAAGUGGGCUUACAGAAUGGAGAAAUAAGAACUAUACGUCAAGUUACUGAUAAAGAUGCUGUGAAACAAAGGCUCACCGUUGUAGUGGAGGACAACGGGCAGCCCUCUCGUUCAGCUACAGUCAAUGUUAACGUGGCGGUGGCGGACAGUUUCCCUGAAGUGCUCUCGGAGUUCACUGACUUUACACACGAGAAGGAGUACAAUGACAACCUGACUUUCUACUUAGUCUUGGCUUUGGCUGUAGUCUCGUUUCUGUUCAUCACUUGUUUAGUAGUUAUAAUAUCAGUCAAAAUAUACAGAUGGAGACAGUCCCGCAUCCUCUAUCAUUCCAGUCUCCCGGUCAUUCCGUAUUAUCCACCGCGUUACGCAGACACUUUGGGGACAGGAACUCUACAACACGUGUACAAUUACGAGGUGUGCAGGACGACUGACUCCAGAAAGAGUGACUGUAAGUUCUCCAGACCCGGUAGUCAGAACAUACUGAUAAUGGACCCCAGUUCUACAGGGACGAUGCAGCGGAUGCAGAGUGGAAAGAACAUCCUGGAUGAACCAGACUCACCAAUAGAG
Messenger RNA from Esox lucius (northern pike), 2702 nucleotides. Its product is annotated as protocadherin gamma-A11-like. Gene Ontology annotation, cellular component: plasma membrane. Gene Ontology annotation, molecular function: calcium ion binding. Gene Ontology annotation, biological process: homophilic cell-cell adhesion. The record is from RefSeq and is a predicted model, not a curated record. The coding region runs from base 261 to 1892 and encodes 543 amino acids. The transcript has a single exon. NCBI's taxonomy places the organism in Eukaryota, Metazoa, Chordata, Actinopteri, Esociformes, Esocidae.